CCAGUCAACAGCCGAUUACCAGGUGACAAUCCCAUACCCUUUGAAAUGAAGAAACCGGGAGUGAUUUUCCUCUUAGGACAUGAGCGAGUCGUUCGUCUGGCAGAGGGGUCCGUCCGUAGUUCCCACCGCAUGGCCACAGAAAGAGAGUCUGACAGAUUCACCUCCCAGUUGCGUCACGGACAUGCGGUUGAGAGUGCAGUGGUGUGAGUAUCCGAGUCAGGAAAUUGUGAGAAACCAACGCCCACUUUUGACAAAAUACCAUUGGCAAGUGACGUAGGCCCGCUGUGACGUCAUUCCCUCCACGUAGGCCUAUCGCUUGGUCAAGGGUUGCCCGAGACAGGAGCUUGGACAUCGCGAAUCUGUAGAUCAAUUGCUUUCCUUUUCCUCUCUCUUCUCUUUUCCCUCCCCUUCCCCCUCCCUCUCCCUCCCUCACCCUCUUUCCCUCUCUCUCUCCCUCCCUCUUUCCGUCUCUCUUCCUUCCCCUCCCUCCCUCUCUCUUCCCCUCCCUUCCUCUCCCUUCUCCUCCCUCCCUCCAUCGCUCCUCCGUCUCCCUCUCCCUCCCUCUUUCCGUCCUCCCUCCCUCUCCCUUUCCCUCCCUCUUUCCGUCCUCCCUCCCUCUCCCUUCUCCUCCCUCCCUCCCUCUUUCCCUCCCCCACUCUCUUCUUCCCUUCCGCCACAACGCCGAACCGCCGCCAAUUCUCCGCCAUGCUAAGUCUCCCUCCGAAAUUCCGAUGGCGCGCGGGUGUCGUUCUCGUCUUCGGCAGCAUAUUCUUGGUGCUGUCUGUCACCUUCUUCAGCGGCCCUGGCUACCCCUUUAACGUGCCUCAGCAUUACGAAGGAAGCUCGGCCAUCAGCAGGAGACAGCUCGCCCGACGUCUCCUGCAAGUCCAGAGACAGAUCGAUAGUCUUGCGGGUAAGCAAGGUAAAGUUGAUGCCGCUUGGUCGAGGGAACUGUUGGCUGUAGCGGAGGAGAUAGACCCCCGCGUGUCGUCCGAGGAUGGAGAUCUCCCAGUCCAGUCCAGGAAUCAGCAGCGGAACAGCAGAGAGAUAGCAGUCAGGGACAAAGCAGAGAAUGGUUCACCGCCUCCAACGGCCAGCCCAGAAGUGGCAGUGUGCCCGGAGGUGUACUUGGGCAGAGAGGCUGAUGUGAUGUACCAGAGCAAUUUCAGAACUAUCGAGUGCACGAAUGCCUUGGCUUUUAAGGACUUAGUUACGGUUGUUCUCUCAACAAAGGGCUGGGCAGUAGAGAGGGUGAAAUUUGUUGCUAGACAAAUCCUGAAGUAUUAUGAUGUAAAUAUAUAUAUAUUAGUGUUUGGCAUAAAUGAAAGAAUAGAUGUUGAUAAUACUAAUAUAAAAUAUUUCUCAUCAGGAGUACUUGAAUCAAAAGCCAUAAACAGUGUCUUGUCUUACAUCAAUACGCCUUAUAUAUUUCUCACAAGUACCCUAACUCACUUCUCAGAACAGUCUCCCUUAGAUCGUCUGGUUAGAGUACUGGACGAUCUUUAUCACGUGGGAGUAGCCACAGGGGCUUAUAGAGAUCUUGAGGGGCUGUGGCAUCACGGCUGCUUACAAGUGACCAUGGAAAAUUACCAGCUGUCUUACGAGCGCGGGUAUGAACACUCAAAAGAUGAAUGCAUGUACUGCGAUGAUGCGCUCGGUCCAAUGAUACUGAGGACUGAACUGCUGGCAAAGGUACCCAUGAAAGAGACUCUCGAGGGCUCAGUAAUGUAUAGGGAUUGGUUUUUGAAUGUUCGACUGACUGGUUCACUUGUUGUGGCUUGCCCUGAUUUGAUGUUCUUUGUUGACACUGAACCUGUCAUGGUGCAAAAAGAUUGGCUCAGAGUGGCUCAAAUAUGGUCUGUCCAAUAUAUCCACCCCUAUGAUGGUGAGGAAUUGGAGUUUUCAUGUGAACAAGCUGAAAUUAAAUGUACCAAUCUCCUUAAAUCUGUAGCUCUGUUUCUUGUGCCUCCAUGUUGCAAGGAGAAGCUGCGUUAUGAACUUGGACUCUUCCAAGAUUGUGCUGAAGAGCUUGGAUUAUAUUAUGAACUGCAGGCUGGAAGCUUGCUAGGAGCUGUUAAAACUGAUGGCUUGCUUCCCUGGGAUUUUGAUACAGAUACUAUUACAGAUUGUAAAGAUCAGUCCAUUUGGUUAUCAGAUGGUAUGAAAUGCAUGAAGAGAAAAGGUUGUUAUUCAAAACUAAUUGCUGGUAACUAUUGGACAUCAACAUGUGAACAAAGCACAAUAGAUAUAACAUGUAGACAUAACACCACAAUCUAUUUACCAGAGGAAUACCGUCAAAUACCAACACAGAUCAUGUUCGACGGAAGAAAAACGUGGGUAAAGGCUAACCCAGGACGUGUAGCAAGAAACAUGUAUGGUCAUGAGUACCUGAAGCAUGCUGCACAUUGGCGCCAUGUAAGCUUAACUGGCAUGGAUGAUGGAUCAGGAGGUGUUGGCAGUUGGAAGACCUGCAAAGAGCCAGGAUUUCAUGCGUGCCUUGAUCAUUUUCCUGUUGAUGGAAACCUAAAAUUCAAAUGGAAGAAGCAAAAGAAUUGAAUGAAAAUGUGUCUUGUCAAAUGUCCUGUUAUGAAUGGUUUGAGCAUGAUUCUUUUUAUAUGUCACAUGAAUGUUUCAUGCCUUACUGUUAAAUAUUACUAUGCAUCUAGUCUCUUUGUAUGAAUUAUAUAUUUGAUGAUAUAUUUUAGAUAUGGCAUUCCAAUAUAUAUUCAUUUGUCUUUAAGGA
Molecule: messenger RNA, 2743 nt
Organism: Penaeus indicus
Lineage: Eukaryota; Metazoa; Arthropoda; Malacostraca; Decapoda; Penaeidae
Exons: 4
Coding region: 706-2556 (616 amino acids)
Source: RefSeq, a predicted model, not a curated record